Westerdykella ornata is the source of this 753-nucleotide messenger RNA. Its product is annotated as NAD(P)-binding protein. The record is from RefSeq and is a predicted model, not a curated record. Bases 1 to 753 code for a protein of 250 amino acids. Lineage: Eukaryota; Fungi; Ascomycota; Dothideomycetes; Pleosporales; Sporormiaceae. The transcript has 2 exons. Gene Ontology annotation, molecular function: oxidoreductase activity.
AUGGCGAACAGAAUACUAACAGCGUUCUCGACGACGACGAGCCUCCUCAAUCGCGCCCUAGCGUGGGCGGACUUUGUCGUACACUUCAUUAGUGGUUACUUCCUCUAUUAUCUUGUCGGCGGAUACAAGCCCCAAUAUCACACGCGCCCUCGUCGACUGAGCCAUGGAGACCAUUACUCCCCAGCAGUCUUGGUCACAGGUGCAAGCCAAGGCAUCGGUCUCGCUGUCGCCCUCCACCUGGCUUCCAGAGGCUACACUGUACUUGCAACCGUCAAGGACGAGAAAGAGCUGGACAGAUUGAAAAAGAACAUGAAGUCACGAGAUGUCAGACUCGAUGCUGGCUCACUCCGCCCGAUGAUCAUGGAUGUCCUUUCUCCACAGUCGAUUGCAACAGCCGUCGAAGAGGUUACCAGUGUUGUCAACGAUAGGUGCCCACUUGUCGGUGUAAUCAACAAUGCUGGAUUAUGCUUGAUUGCGCCGAUGGAACUCACGAAUAUGAAGGCUGUGCGCGAUGUCUUCGAACUCGAUUUCUGGUCUUACAUAUCCGUCAUCCAAGCUUUUCUCCCCCUCAUCAAGAAAUACCAAGGCCGCUUCAUCAACAUUGGCAGCUAUGGCGGCUAUGUCAAUCCGCCCAUGUGGGCGGCUUAUUCAGCCGCAAAGGCUGCAGUGGAAGGAAUGACUAGAUCUUGGAGAUUUGAGCUCAAGCCUUUUGGUGUGGGUAUGACCACCGUCCGACCCGGUUGGACCAGGUGA